Messenger RNA from Silurus meridionalis, 4855 nucleotides. RefSeq names its product phospholipid phosphatase related 2a (gene plppr2a). Gene Ontology annotation, molecular function: phosphatidate phosphatase activity. The record is from RefSeq and is a predicted model, not a curated record. The transcript has 8 exons. NCBI's taxonomy places the organism in Eukaryota, Metazoa, Chordata, Actinopteri, Siluriformes, Siluridae. The coding region runs from base 414 to 1466 and encodes 350 amino acids. Gene Ontology annotation, biological process: phospholipid metabolic process; phospholipid dephosphorylation; signal transduction.
UGCCCUGCCCUCAGCAUCUCACCCGCACUCCCUUUCAUACACAGACACACAUGCACUAACACUCACAUUCCCCACCUCUCUGCAGCUGUGCUGGAGAUCUGCAGCAGAGCCCGUGGCUUCCCUGUUCAUCUGUCGCUGUCUGGUCAACCUCAUUAGGGAAGAACAAGCUUGCAUGCCACAUACUAGUGUGCAUGUCGCCACUGAGCAAGAGAAGAGUGCUUGUGCUCGUCUUUUUGCCACAGGAGCACCCAUCAUUCAGAGCCAGCCUGUGUGGGCAGAGCGGAGAAAGAGAGCAGCAAGGGAAAGAAAGAAGAAGAAAAAAGAGCAAGAGGAGAGCCAGAAAUGCUUCUGUCGUGAGACCCUCCUCCACCAUGGCUGCUGCAUAGGAAUCCAUCACCACGGCAGCCGUUUGCAUGAGGUGUGAGACGUUGGAGAGAAAGCAAAAUCUGUACAGAGGAAGAGUAAAAAAACGAUACAACAUGGCACCUGAGGAAAAGCCUGGUGUUAAGAGAAGUACCUCCAUUGUGCCAUGCUUCCUGUUUGUAGAGCUGGUGAUCAUGGCAGGAACGGUUCUCUUGGCGUACUACUUUGAGUACACGGACACCUUCCCUGUGCACAUCCAAGGUUUCUUCUGCUACGACAAGACGUUUUCCAAACCUUACCCAGGUCCGGAGGAGAAGAGCAAAGUGCCGCCGGUCCUUGUGUACUCGCUGGUUACUGCUAUCCCUACCAUAACGAUAUUGGCUGGAGAGUUGAUGGCAUUCUUCAUGAAGUCAGAGAUAACACAAGAGAAGACUAUUGUUACAGCAGACUGCUGUUACUUCAGUCCUUUGCUGAGACGCAUCAUACGCUUCCUAGGUGUCUACUCCUUUGGCCUGUUCACCACCACUAUUUUUGCCAAUGCUGGACAGGUUGUCACUGGAAACCAGACCCCUCACUUCCUGUCAGCAUGUAGGCCUAACUAUACAGCUUUGGGCUGUCAUUCCAAUCUUCAGUACAUAACAGAGCGUCGAGCUUGCACAGGGAACCCGCUUAUAGUGGCAACUGCCCGUAAAUCGUUCCCUUCAAAGGAUGCAGCUCUCAGUGUAUACUCUGCUGUCUACACCGUGAUGUACGUGACACUAGUGUUCAGGACAAAGGGAACACGUCUGACAAAGCCAACAGUCAGUCUCACACUGCUGUGUCUGGCCAUGCUGGUAGGAGUAGUGAGAGUGGCUGAGUACCGCAAUCACUGGGCUGAUGUCCUUGCUGGGUACUUCACUGGAGGAGCCAUUGCUGUGUUUCUGGUGACCUGCGUGAUCAACAACUUCCAGCAAGCAAAGCCCCCUUCUCCAGCCAUGCGACCACAGCGUCCUGAAUCCAUGCUGGGCAUGCCCAUGGUGGCUCUGCCUUGUGUGGAGAGUCCACUCGAAAAGUUAAGUGGCACUCAGACUCCAAGGGGAUCUUCAUUUACUGAGAUCACAUGACCAUCAGCCCUAUCGGUUCCCCGCCACCCCCGAUGUCCUCAUACCGUCUCGCUCCAUUUCCAGCGAAGUCUAGACCAGCCAACUGAGCACGCUCAGCAAUGCACCGCAGCCCACACCACUGGACGUUACACCACCCUCUACCGCUCCUAUUCAACGCAGGUCUAGACAUUUUCCUCUUUGCUUCACUCCUCAUCUCCAUGUCCCUCCAUGCUGCCCUCAGGUCUCUGGCACACUUCUCAAACAAACAAGAAGAGAUUUUUUUUGCUUCAGAAAGCUCAGCUAUGGAAACUGAAUCCAAUGACUGCCUGAAAUAUGAAAAAACUUCCAGACGUUCAGGAUUGACACUGGCAAGAUCUUUGUGCUUUUUACACUUUGUUUGAGCAGUUUGUAGUAACCUUUGGACCUAAUGACAUUAAAUCCAUCCAACCUAUUCCCAGGGGAACCGAUAUGGAGUCCAUGUGCUGGACUUCUAAGAACAAAACAAAACAAAACGAAACAAAAGACUAAAAGUACAGUGUCUGAUAGGCCUCUUUUUGUUAUAUUGUUGUGUUUUUAAAGAGGCAUGUUUUAAAUAGUGGUCAUGUAAAACAUUUGAUGUACAUAAUGUAUUUAACGUUUGGAUUUCAACAACCAUACCAGCAAAUCUAACUGAAAUCUGAUGAUUCCCACUGUCUUUCUCAGUCAACAGUAUGUACAAUGUGAAAAACUGAAUUCUAUUCAGGUGGACUAUACAGUUUUUCAAUUUUUACAAUUCAAAAAUCAUUGUGUUUCGAUUCAGCUCAUUUCAGUUUCUGAAUCAGUGCCAAUGUCCUUUCCAUCAUCAGUAAUAGGCAGUUUAAAAAGGUAUAUUCAUUUUCAUUAAUGUGACAAACCUCAGCAUCUGGACAGCUGUUUUAGAAUUCUUUCAUUCACAGUAAAUGCUUGAUACUUGGUUUUUCUCAGAGGACUUUUUUUCCCACCAGACCCCAGAGCAUGGCAGAUUUAGCUUGUUAACAGCGAUGACACCAUUCUGACGCAAUGGCAUUUUCUGCACCCUCGUUCCCAGGAAAAGCUUGUCUCAGACAAAACAGUGCUCUGUCAAAUUCAACACCCACUACAAUUUGAGAGAUCAAAUCCAACACGUCUGUUCCUCAAAAAAAAAAAAAACAGGACCAACAAGGCAAUGGUGUUAGUUUAAUUUGCUGUGGUUAACAUGACUUAAGCUGUCACUCACACAUGAUAUGACGUGGCCAAUUUUGAAUGAAAUAAAAAUGGGAUGGAUGGAAUGGACAUUACUGCAGCUGGUAAGCAUUUCUACUAUGUGUAGAAGAUGAUCAUGAUGGCUUUGGUUAAUUAUCAGGUUGGAUACAUUAUUUUUUUGUUUUUGUAAAAUAAGUGUUAUGAACAGCACUUGUCUUCACUUAGAGUGACAGUUUUGCUGCUUUUAAUUUGCACAAAGCUUCAUGCACCUGUAUUACUGUAUUUUUCUGAAUACCUUUCCAACAUCUUUGUAUUUGCUCUGUUUUUGGCUACGUACAUUUUCUUCACUGUGCUGUGUAAGGUAACACUGUAUCUGCUGGACCAACACUAUCACCAUGCUUGCAGACACAGCUGCACACUCUUUGCACACAGCCUUUAUUCUGAUACUUUAUUCGACUGUCCUCCUUUCUUACAUAUAACAAUUGUACAGUUUGUGAAUAUAUCUUUUUUGGUACAAAAAAUAAUAAUAAAUGAGAGGAAGAAAAAAUGUUGUGUUUACACUGGCACCUACGUGCACCCAUAGUUGUUACAGUAGUAUACUAGUUAAACAUGAAACUACUCAUUGUCCAUAUUUAGGGAAAUAAAAAUGGAACAGGCUAGUUUAGCGUGCUUGGACAGUGAAGCCAUUCCCAAAGCCUAUAUACUGUACUGUAUAUGGUAGCACCUGACCAAUAACCUGUGAAGUACAACUAACAAACUUAAAUAAUAUUCUGAGAGAGGUGGGUAAGAUGAGCCAUAUUACUCAAAUAGGCAUUUGUAUCUAAAUAUGUUGUAAUAUGUUUUUUCUUUUGUUUGAAUAAUUUACCCAAGCCAACACGAGGGGAAAGCGUUGAAUCAUUGUACAUACUAUAACAAGGGCACACAGCGUUACUGAUGUAGGUUACAUUCCAAACCCGCCUGCGAUAAAAGAUAAACCGUGAUAAACACGAGACGCCACCCCAAAAAUGCUAUUUUAUGUAUACAGUUCUGUACUGUAUUAACAUUUUACUUAAUUUUAUAAUUAAUAAUUAUAUGACUAUGAAUAAAUUUCAUUAUUUCAAUAUAAAACUCCAUAUAAAUGGAAAAACAUAUGUCCCUAUAUGUUUUUUGGUCUAUUGUGCUAUCCAAUAGAGAUGGGAAAAAUCAGACAAACAAAUUAGUUAUGUGGCAAAUGCAAUUCCACGAUAAACCAUGUGCGAACCGGAGGAAUUACUGUAUUCUAUACAAAUCUAGGUACAAAACAAAUGAUUUUACAUUCCACAAUUUAUAGGUUAACAGCACCUAACAUGCAAUGAAUCUGUAUUUUUAUAUACAAUAACUCACUAAUCUGUAACUGCAUUCUUACCACUUGAGAAAAAAAAUUACCAAUAAAUGUAAUUCCAUAUGUCGACUUAAUACAGCUUUCCAUUUAACAUUUAUUCUACAUUUAAAUAGAAAACAGGUUUGGCACAUGAAGUAACUGGUAUGUAUGCUGUUAAUUUGUACAAUAAGCAUAACAUGCUGUGUGAAGUGUCAAUAAAUCAAUUUGCUCCAAGGUUGGUUGCUCAUUUUAUCACAACAUGAUGACUAAACUGAUCUACACAGCAGCAUAUAGAUCAUUUGGCUUGUUGUACUUUCACAUCACAUCAUAUUCAAGCAACAAUUAACCUUCAAUGUAUCUGAAAAUAACACUCAUUGUGAGUAAAAUUUAGCAGCAAGAAAACAUCUUGUUUUUGAACAUAAAUCACUUGCAAUGUUCUCUGUUUGAGCUUUUGUGAGAUUUGAGUGGCUCAUCUUACCCAGUGGGUCAAUUUAUUACCCAGAGUGCUUCAACUGCCUUGCUAUUUAAACAUGUAAGGUUUAUUGAAUAAUAAAUGGACCUGAAUUCCUUACAUCGAACAUUAAUUAGUUGAAUUAUUAUACUAUUAAAAAUAGAAAAUAACAUUAUGAUUUGAAUAGUUAACCAGAAUUUGACAUGCAGUCAAGAAGACACUCAACACUAGAAGAUAUAGCCACAAUUUUGUACUGGUUUAGAGAAUCUCGUAGUAUAUAGCAAUUUCUCUGAAUAAAGGAGAUCAGGUGUGAUUUCAAGGUUAGCUGGGGUGUUCUGAAGGUUUCACAUCCAUGCUGUUACAAUGUGUGCACCAUUUUGUAAACGUCUGUCUGAAGAACACAAUAAAUGGAUAUUUCAA